AUGGCUAGCGACGAAGACUACAUGUCGUUCCUUGCCAAGGCCAACCAGGACUCCUCUGGCGGCGGCAAUCAAGCCUCGACCCAAAGCAAGACACAGUUCAAGACCACCGACUCGAAGCUCCAGGUCCCAAAGGAGAUUACAGAUGCCGUGAAGGAUGAAUUCUACGUCAGCGACGCAGACGAGCCAUUCCACCCCGUGGCCCUCUCAUGGUCUGGAGAAGGUGGACUUCCCGAUGAAGUUGAGUUUGCCAAGCUGAUCAGCCACUGGGAUGCCGAGAAGGCAGACAUUGAGAUCAUGGACCCUGCAGACUGGGACAGGAAGGGACAGUACUCCAAGCUGGUGGAUGCUGUCACACAGGCCACAAAGGGCAACGACGUGAGGGUGUAUGCUGUCAAGAGGGAUCACUCGAGGAUUGAGUACUGGGUCAUCUCGGGGACAGAUGGCGGGAUUGUAGGCGCCAAAGCGUUGGCUGUGGAGAGUUAG
This is a messenger RNA of Emericellopsis atlantica, 483 nucleotides long. RefSeq lists its product as uncharacterized. NCBI's taxonomy places the organism in Eukaryota, Fungi, Ascomycota, Sordariomycetes, Hypocreales, Bionectriaceae. The record is from RefSeq and is a predicted model, not a curated record. The transcript has 2 exons. Bases 1 to 483 code for a protein of 160 amino acids.